Molecule: messenger RNA, 4793 nt
Organism: Geodia barretti
Lineage: Eukaryota; Metazoa; Porifera; Demospongiae; Tetractinellida; Geodiidae
Source: the annotation of a GenBank genome assembly
CACGUGUGACUUGAAUGUUGGUCCCACAGUAUUAAAGUGUAUAAUAUGGAGACCCCAUCUUCUCAUUCAUGACCAUGAAACAUUGACCAAUGACUGCAUUCAUUGAGUGUUUUGACUGCCGCUACUCUGUUGGUAACAGUUAUUGCGGCUCCAACCAAAUACCGCAGAGGACCACCACUUGUGUUAUGGUGUAAAAUUCCACUCACUACAUAAUAAUAUGUAUGUAUGUAGCUAUAAUAAGUUCAUAAGUUCAUAAGUUCAUAAGCACGACCCGUAGGGCAUUGGCAUACAGAGCUAUAGCGAGAAGUAAAAAUGACGAGAGGAAAUGAGUUAGCUUAGAAAUGAUUUUAUCGUGUGAAAGAUGGUUAACCACGUCAGAAUGUGCUAGGCAUAUGUGGUCGACCCACAAAGAGUCUGUACCCAGAGAGGCCCUAGAAGAUGGACAUAUAAAGAGUCUUCGUAUAGAUUCUGUGGCUGAGCACUUUCAACAGUGGCUGGAGUCCACGUGUUCCCCGAAUACCACGAUCGAGAGCCAGGUCCCACAGUCGGCACCAUGAUGUAACCUCGCCAACUGAGGCUAUGUACUUUGCCGAGGGAUGGGUGGGGGCAGAUCUCAGCAGUACAUCAAAAUCAGACGGUAUGAUAUCUUUUCUCAUAGAUUUCACAAUACUAGGUGCAUCUGUCGGGUAUUGGAGGCACAGAGCAAGGACAUUUGUACUCACAUCCGCCUCCAGCAUUCUACAUUGUUGUACGAUACCCACAUUGCAUACAUCAACAAUCGCCAGAGAGGUGAAGAUCCGGCCACUGAUUUUGUCAUCUGUACUGGAGAGCAACUUGGCCAAAAAGGUAAGUUUGCGAAUUAAAAUACGUGUAGAGACUGAAGGCCACUGCAGCCCUUGUCUCACCACGGUUUUGGAGUGGUGCCUUGGUAGACGACGGAUUCUGCGGCCAAUUUCACAUUAGAAACUCUCCAGCACUUUGAUUGUUGAUGAAUCCAGGAGCCAGGUUUCGCUCCCAUACAGAAGGAUAGGUAUGAUGCAUGUUUCGAAGAUGCUGCAACCCGAGAGAGGGUUCAGACUUAUGAAACGCACCGAUGUUACCAAGUGCAAAGAAGGCUUGCUGACGUUCUCGUGAACAGCACGGGAGGCAGACAUGUUGUAUUGCCACCAGACACCCAAGCACUUGGCGGCAGGAGCUGUUUCUGUUACGACACCAGCGAGCUCCAACCUUUCCGUAUAUAUCCUUUCGAUGUCGGGAAACUCUUACAACCUCCAACUUCGAGGCAUUAAGUUUUAGGUGAUUGUCUUCGGCAAAUUUUUUGAUUUCCCUUGCUUGAUCACACUGGACUUCUUUAGGUUCUCAGAUCAUCAGCAUGGAUCGCAGCCCCAGCAUAGGUUUGGCACACAGAGACACCACAUUUCUUCUCUUCCAGCUGCUUUAGGAGUUGAUCCAUUACAAUCAGGAAGAGGGUGGGGGAGAGAACUGAGCCUUGCUUCACCCCUCUUUCAACAGUAAAAGGUUCGGAUAGUUGGUUGUUGACACGAACGCGACUUGUUGAGUUGGUGUACCAGUUCUUUAUUAGCCUCCACAACUUACCAUUGAUUCCAAUGUUGAAGAGAUGUUGUAACACCACCGAGUAAAAAUGCUUUUUCUAUGUCAAAAAGACAAAGAUAGGGCUGACCACCUUCUCGAAGGUGAUUGGUGAGAGUCUCAAAGAUGGCAUCCAUGCAUGAGACAUCUCCUUGAUAGGCAGUUUGCAGCUGAUCUGGGAAGCCUUGUUCUUCUAGAGGUGAAGAGAGGCAAAGGGAUGAUUUCGAGAACCUUUGACAGCACAGAAGAGAGUGUGAUUCCACGAUAGCUGCUCAUCAGUAGGGGAUCCUUGCCCUGCCUUUUAUAAAUAGGAACAGCCAGGCCUUCUUUCAAGCAAUCUGGAAGUUCUUCGAGUGUAAGAAGGCGGUUAAAGAUUUACUUCAGCCAGAUUUUCAGAACCUCACCACCAUACACAAUGGUUCUGGAGAAAGACCAUCAAGACCUACGGACUUUCCUAAUUUCAGAUUUUUCAGAGCUUUUUCAAUCUCUUCACGCAUAGCUAUCUCUGUGUCGAGGAGCUGUUCGUUAUUGCCAAAGGAUGACACUUCCGUUUCUGAAAGAGCAGCACACUGUUCACUAGAUAGUGGCAGAUCUGACUGUGCAAGGGAACCAAAAAAGAUCUGAAGAUGCCACUUGUAUCUGUGACAGACUGGCCGUCUACAACAAGUUUUGUACAUUCGGUCCUUAGACUUGAACUUUUGAAGCGUAGGGGGUAGUUUUCUUUGAACAGGCGAUCUCUUUCUUGGAUUGUUGAUCGCUCUUGUCUAGCUCUAGCUAUGGCAACGAACUGGCGAACAUUUAUUUUUGUACGUUUCUUUUCUUCUGCCAGUGGGCCAUAAGAGGGACAACCAGCAUCACUCCAUUUUUUCCAAGCGGCUUUGCUGGUUUUGCAUAGAUCUUUGAGCUGAUCAUCCUUAACAAAGGAUCUUUUCUUCUUGGCUUUUUUGUGUGGUAAACACCUCGUUGCAGCACCAAUUAUACCUUUGGUUACAUACGUGAUUUCCCACUGUAGCUCAUGGAUACUUUGAUGUGUAGCAUGAACAAAAGGUGAAGUUAGAGAGGAUACUUGUUCAGCAAAACCAUGUACGUUCCCAUGGAUGGUGUUGAUGCACCAGACAUGAUAAUACUUGGCCCACCAACGACGAUUCUGUUAGGAUAUAAUCCACCAUAGAAUGCGUGGUACUCGAAAAGAAUGUAUAGUCUGGACCGGAGACGAUAUUGCUAAGUAUAGGUUAUGGCGGUGAAUGCAGUUGUGAAGUAAACUUUCACGACCGAAGGACUGGUUUGACUGCGUUAGGUGGACAUUGAAAUCUCCUGCCAGAAUAAUUUGGCCGGUGGGCUGAAGUGAACUGAUGACAUUUUCUAGAUCAGCCAGACAUUCCGCAAAAACGUCUGUUGAAAGAUUACAGCUUGGCAGGUAGACUCCAAUGAUAAACACAUUUUCACAACGAUUCUCUGGCUGAAGUUGAAUGACACAGAAUCUAUCUGAGGCGAUCUUGGUCACAGGGGUGAUCGGAAGAGACUUUUUCCAUAUGAUGACCACCCCACCACAACCUCUUGAGACAUCUCAAUAUCUGGAGGAGUGACAUUUGACUCCGACCAGCUGACCCUCACCUAUAUCUCCACUGGUGGACCUGCUACCACUGUCACUUGGACCAGAGACUCCACCACUGUCACCCAAGGAACCCAGACUGUGUUGAAUGACCCAGUGACUGCAAACUACACCCACACUCUGACUGUGAUUACUGCAGGUAUACAGUGAGUUAUGUAGUGAUAUGCCAGUGACACUGUGACUGUAGACAUGGCUCUUGGGUUAGUUCCUGGACAGCCAACUGCCAGUUUUGACUCCAGCCACUACCAUCUCCCUCUCCUGGAGUGUUCCCAGUGGCUCAGUGGUAAAUGAAUACGUUAUAGAAUGGACUAGAGACACCUCAGUAGGCUGUUCUGAUGAGGACACAAACAGUACCACUAUCACUGCUUCCAGCCAUGCUAUACAUGAUCUAGAGGAGGACAGUAGGUACACCAUCACUGUGACAGCUUCUAAUGGAGCUGGUAGUACUGAAGUCAGUAACACAGUGACUGCGAUGACUGAGGAGGCAGCUCCAUCAGUCUCUCCUCUUGAUGUCACUGUAACUGAUGUGACUUCCUCCACCAUCACUGUCCAGUGGGUGGAGGUGCCAUGUAUCCAUCAGAAUGGAGCCAUCACAGGAUACUCAGUCCAGUAUGGAGUGAUGGGGAGUGGGAGCACACAGAUGUUGACUGUUAAUGGAGCUAUUGAAAACCUCGUGUCAUCCACUACCUACACUAUUGAGGUGGCAGCAGUCAAUGGUGCUGGUACUGGAGAGUACAGUGAGCCAAGAAAUUACGGGGUGUACUUGUUGAGAGGCUCAGAGAUACCAGUGGAGGGAAUCUACACCUGCAGUGCCACCGACAGCUAUGGGAACUCUCGAACUGUGUUUGUCGGUCUCUACAAUGAGCAGGGAGGUGAGGUGGUGAUUGAUGGGGAGAUAGGGUUCACACUGGUUUCAGAGCUCACUGCAGUGGAGCCUCAGUUUACCCUGUCCUGUAACUCCACCGAUGGACCUGCUACAUCUGUCAUUUGGACCAGAAAUUCUGACACAGUUGGUGAAGGAACAACUGUAUUGAACGAUGCAGUGGCUGCCCACUACACCCACACUCUGACUGUGACUGGGAGACUGGGUGGAGUCUAUGUCUGCACCGUUUCUAACAGCAUUUCAACUACUGCUAGUAGUGGACAAAACAUAGAAGUUGCCUCGUCUCCUACAAACUUGAUGGUGACUCAAGAAACCGCAACCUCUUUCAGCCUCUCCUGGACUCCUCCCUCUCCACUGGUACCGUUUCUAACAGCAUAUCAACUACUGCUAGUAGUGGACAAAACAUAGAAGUUGCCUCGUCUCCUACAAACGUGGUGGUGACUCAGGAAACUGCCACUUCUUUCAUGGUCUCUUGGACUCCUCCCUCUCCACUAGGAGACACCACUGGCUACAUCAUCUCCUACCUAGGAGGCGGCAGUGGUAGUGUGAAUGUUGCCAGUGGCUCAACUGACAGCUUCUCACUGACUGGUCUCGAUAGUGGAGAGACCUACACCAUUUCCCUUAUUGGAAAGUCUCGACAUAUCCCUAGUGCUGCAAUCACAGCUCAAAUUGUACCAAUCCCAGCUCCAGGACAGGUGUUUGUGUCAG